Molecule: messenger RNA, 3800 nt
Organism: Stegostoma tigrinum
Lineage: Eukaryota; Metazoa; Chordata; Chondrichthyes; Orectolobiformes; Stegostomatidae
Gene: foxi2
Product: forkhead box I2
Exons: 6
Coding region: 1-1590 (529 amino acids)
Biological process (GO): regulation of transcription by RNA polymerase II; anatomical structure morphogenesis; cell differentiation
Molecular function (GO): RNA polymerase II cis-regulatory region sequence-specific DNA binding; DNA-binding transcription factor activity, RNA polymerase II-specific
Source: RefSeq, a predicted model, not a curated record
AUGAACAGAAAGCGGUUUGUCUGGAACCUAAUGAUCGGACUCGCUAAACUCCACAGUACAGAGUCCGCUUUAUUUGUCAGGGCUCCAUAUUUCACGUUUGAAGUGAACGCUUCCAUAUUACGAGGUACCACGAGCUGGAAUAUGUGCAUAUUACUGCAACUUAAAAUUUUCACCGUGCUAACGUCAUCUUUUGGUCUGCCUUCCCAAAUAAUCUCAGCAAAGCCAGUAGUCCUGGUAUACGCCACCGAGCUCUCCCGGGCCAUUGGGCUGCUAGAAUCAAGGAAUCAGGUCAGAAAUAACGUUUCGGACCGACUGAAGGCCCGGGAGAAGGAGCUGGAGAGUGGUUCUGGCUGUGUAGCUUUUUCAAGAGUGGAGACGGGCGCGAUGAGCCGGGGAAAUUCUACAGGAAUGGAUGCUGCCGGGGCUGGGAUUAUGAACUCUGCUGGUUUACAGGACUCUCAGCGUUGUAACUCCCCGCCGCUCUGUGCCAAGGCAGCUCCGCAAGUCUCCGAGAUGGCAGUCUACUGCGACAACUUCAACAUUUACCACCCCCACCAGCACCAGGCUGGAUACCCGCUGGCGGAAUACCCGGGAACUGCCAGCUCUUACCUGUGGCUGAACGGGGCUGCCGGGGGAUCACCGGCUCCCUACCUGCACACCCAGAGCCCCGGGCCGUUCCCGGCGCCUCCGCAGUUCGUGCCCCCUGCUCCCUCCUCGGGGACCUCCUGCCCGGCUUUCGGAGCUGGCAGCGGGCCGCACGGAGCUGGGGAGCUGAGCUGGCUUUCCUUCGCCAGUCAGGAGGAGCUGCUCAAACUGGUCCGGCCCCCUUACUCCUACUCAGCCCUGAUCGCCAUGGCUAUCCAGAACGCCCCGGACAAGAAGCUAACCCUCAGCCAGAUCUACCAGUACGUGGCCGAGAACUUCCCGUUCUACAAGAAGAGCAAGGCUGGCUGGCAGAACUCCAUUCGCCACAACCUCUCCCUCAACGACUGCUUCAAGAAGGUGCCCAGGGACGAGGACGAUCCAGGGAAAGGGAAUUAUUGGACUCUGGAUCCUAACUGCGAGAAGAUGUUUGACAAUGGGAACUUUCGCCGGAAGAGAAAGCGAAGAACCGACUCCAACUCGGGCCUCGGCGGCUCGCUCACUGGCAAGCCCCAGGACAAUACAGCAGCUCUCGUUAUGAAGGUAACCGACAGCCCGCCGCUCUUGCUGGAAGCCACCUCGCCGGAGCCGGAGCAUUCACGGGGCUCCAGCGACGACCCGAAACCUUCCACGCCGUCGUCCAGCCCUUGUCUGAACAAUUUCUUCAACAGCAUGGCCGGCGUGGGCAGUGGCACCAUCAGUAGGCAAGUGUCCAUGGGCCUCGCCAAUGACUUCUUCCAAAGGAAUGCGUCUGCACUCGGUUCCUACUCGUCCAACAGCAGCUUAUCCUCACCGGAAGCCAGCGAGGUGACGGACUCCUUUCACUUCAACCGCGCGGGUUAUUACAACACUUUCUCGGGAGCUCAAACAAACCAAUUCAACAGCCACUUCUACAACACCUUCAGUGUCAACAGUUUGAUUUAUCCCCGAGAGGGAACGGAGGUCUGAAGAACACGUGAGCAGUAGAAUCUGUGAAGUGAAGAAUUCAGCUCACCACCUCCAUCUUCACACUCCCCACCCCCAUCUUCAAUCUCCUAGUCCGUCUUUAAUCCUUAUCUGCCCAACUUCAAUCCCUUUUCUUCAAUCCCUCUCUCUAUCUUCAAUCUCUUAAUCCGUUUUUAAUCUCUCUCCCCCAACUUCAGUCCCUUUCUCCAUCUUCAACCCCACUCUCCAUUUUCAAUCUCACUCCCUAUCAUCAAUCUCUCUCCCCACCGUCUCUCUCUCCCCAUCUUCAAUCUCUCUAUCUCUCCAACUUUAAUACCUUUCUUGCCAACUUCAGUCUCACUCUCCAGCUUCAAUCGUUUCCUCCCCAUCUUCAGUUCCUUACUCCCCACCUCCAGUCCCUCUCUCCACGUACAAUCUAUUGGCUGAAUUUCCCUUUCCUCCUACAAUCUUACUCCCUCCGUCCUGAAUCUCUUUCUAGCUCUCUCCUUCAAACUUUUUCUCCAUCGCCAGCUUCACUCUUCAGUCUCCCUCUCUCUCAUUCUCUGCUCAGGGCACAGAAUCUUCAAUUUACCCACACAGCAUUCACCUCGCCUUCCUUUUGGAAAGAAAAGAUGCCCAUACGUGUGGACACUCUGUUUAUUGACACUAUUUUCUAUCUAAUGCAACUUAUUGAAGGGUUUGUAGAGACGUAUCGGUUUACUGCCGAAGCGAAAAUAUUUUGAACUGAAGUGGAUUGAACCAACUGAAGGGGCUGGUCUCGGAGUGCGAUGGUGCUUUUUUUGUAGCUUUUGGACCCACGGGUUUGUUACUUUAAUAGUCAGAUCGGGCAUUGUUUUGGGCUGUGAAUGACUUAUAAAACAAACGCAAAACAUAAAAACAGAACGUGCUGGUGAAACUCAGCAGCCUCUGUGAAAAGAGAAACAUUUCUGUAUCACAUGUCCGACUCCAAACGUGAACACUCCACAGACUCGCUGAGUUUCUCCAUUAUUUUCUGUUUUCACUUCAGGAUUUCUAACACCAUCUGCAGUGUUUUGCGUUUAUAAAGAAGUAGAUAAUUUGGCGGCAACGUUUUGUCAAGUGAACAGAGACGGCUUGAAUUUGACGAUGGGACUGAUUUUACGUUAGUGAGAAGCCUCUCAUUAGCAGACUUAGUGGGUUAAUUCUUCACCUCCCACUGAUAGUGGGGACCGCCUUAAAGCUUUUAAAAACACAGGUAGCACAUAUUUGAUGAAGAAACAGCUGUGUACAAUACGACUUUACGAACGGAAAUGUAAAUAAGCAAUUUGUGUGUAAAUUAUAUUUCUGAAAGUCGGUAGUUAUAUUUAUAUAUCUUUUUUUAAAAAAAAGACUGGAAAUUAAUUGAUUUUCUAAAGAAGGGGCUAGACCCGAAACAUCAGCUUUCCUGCGCCUCUGAUGCUGCUUGACCUGCCGUGUUCAUCCAGCUCUACACCUUGUUAUCCUGGAAAUUAUUUGAUGUCAGUUUUAGAUUGACAAUUAGUGGCCAGCCUUUCAAACUAUUAAAAAUGCAAAUUGUUUUGAAAUAAUCAAAAAUACUGUGCAGUGACUUGGCCUGCGAGCUAGAUUUUGAAUCAUGAGAUUUUGGGGAAAAAACACUUUAAGAACGGAAAUUUGCCGGAGUUUGCCCUUGUCUCCGCGGCUCACCCAAACGCACAACACACAGGGUAAGUUAGAUUUCAGUGCCAAACUGAACUUUGAAUGGAGUUCAUUAGCCCAUUAUUCAGACAAGAAGUGCUGGUCUGAUUCCCCUUGUUGAAAAAGGGGCAAACAAUUCAAAAUUGUUUGCAAGAGAUGAUUAGGUUAGAGAUGAGUGAUAAUGGGAGCUGCAGAUGCUGGAGAAUCCAAGAUAAUAAAAUGUGAGGCACAAAAGCUCCUGAGAUGCUGCUGGGCCUGCUCUGUUCAUCCAGCCUCACAUUUUAUUAUCCAUGAUUAGGUUAGAUCCAGGUUCACGAGGCCGCGGGUUCUUCAUUUAAAUAGCAGCAAUAUGCAUCUAUGUGGCGCCUUUCGCUCGAAAGUAAGACCAUGCAAGGCGCACGGGGAAGGAGGAGAACACUUCUGAUGAAAUGAAAAUGCAGAGGGAACUUUCCAGAAGGUGCAGUCCAUAAAACCGAGAUUUAAAAUAAAACUUUAAGAGAAAACUUGUUGAAUAGACAAGGAAAUUGGUACACUGGUCUGUGUAUAGUUUAACAUGUCAA